Paramecium pentaurelia is the source of this 1266-nucleotide messenger RNA. The record is from the annotation of a GenBank genome assembly. NCBI's taxonomy places the organism in Eukaryota, Ciliophora, Oligohymenophorea, Peniculida, Parameciidae.
AUGUAAAAAUAAAAAUACAAAGAUUCAAAAAGUUCUAAACAUUUAUAUCAAAUUUGGUAAACAGAGAAUAAAAUUUUGUGCAAUGGAAAAUUAUUAACAGGGUAUUAAAAAAUUAUAUUAUCACCUAUAGAUCUGAAAAUCAUAAAUUAUUAGCUAGUGUUAGUUUUAUAACAAUUCCUUCAUUUCUAUUUUAUAUAUUUAUGUCCCCUGUAAAAAAUAUCAAAAUAUUAGGAAUUUGCAAAAAAUGGAUAAAAUGGUUAUACUGUUGUAUUUGUGUUGAUCUAAAUAACGAUUUAUGUUUUUCUGUGGUUUACAGUUUGUAUGGAUCCUGGAAUCAUACCUAAGAUAGUAAGAAUUUAAGUGAUAAAAGAGACCUGAAUAUGAAAUGAAUGAGGAACUGUUGGAAGUCCCAUAGAAAUAUUCAAAAGUUGAUUACAGAUUUAUAAUGGACUCAAAAAUGUUUAUAAUAAAGGCUCACUAAUUUAAAUUAAAGUAUUGCUCAACUUGUAUUUAAUAUGAUUUUAUAUUAGGUGCUAUAUAUCGACCUGCAAGAGCCUCUCAUUGUCCUUCUUGUGACAAUUGUGUUGUUAGAUUUGAUCAUCAUUGUCCUUGGAUUGGAUAAUGUAUAGGAAGAAGAAACUAUAUUUAUUUUUAUUUUUUUAUCAUGUCCGUAUCCUUUAAACUAAUAUUUGUAUUUGGAGUAUGUCUCUCUUAUAUUGUCGAUGAAUCUAAGAAAAGAUCAUCAAAUAUGGAAAUAUCAGAUGCCAUUUCAGAAACAUUGGCUUAUAAUCCUGUAAGUAUAAUACUUGUAAUUUAUUCGUUUGGAGUAACACUUAAUAAUUAUAAUUAUAGUUUUCCUGUUUUGUUGUAGGCUUAUGGUUAUUUCAUACUUAUUUGGUUUUUACUAAUAUGACAACUAAUGAAUAUUUGAAGAAACAUUGGAUAGUUGAAAGUAAAAAUCCAUUUAAAAGGUUCCUUAUGUUUUCAUAAUUAGAUAAAAUAUAUUGAAAAACAUUGUAAAUGUACUUACUUGUAUAACUUAACUGAAAUUCUUAGAAUUAAAGUAAUUUGUCUAUUAACCUAAAGAAUAUAUGCAAGUAAAUUAUGAAUCCUUAUAUAUAAAAGAGUCCUAUUAACACUUAGAACCACUUAAAUGAAGUAAAUGACUCCUCGAAAUAUAGGGAAGAAGAUAAGAUUUAAGUUGAAUAUAGAGGAAAGUAAAUGCAAUAAUAAAAUAUUCAAAUUAUUUCAGAAAUACAACCUUGA